AUGGUCCUGGAAAUUAGGAAGGGGAUAGAAGUGAGAAAAGUGGAAGCGGGGAAAGAAGGAAUGGUGGAGGUGAUAGUGGAAACGAACAAAGAAAAAUGGAGAUUAGUGGGGGUAUAUAUUAAUGGGGAUAUGGAAAAAAAAUUGGAGUGUAUGAAGGAAUGGACGGAGGAGGGAGACGGAGUAAGGACUCUAAUAGGUGGAGAUUUCAAUGCCAGAACUGGAGAGGAUGGUGGGGGAGUAGACGAACAGAAUUGGGAGGAGGAAGGGGGGAGAAGAAGGUCAAAGGACAAGAAGAUGAACAAGGAAGGGAGAGUGUUGGUAGGAAGGAUAGAGGAGGUAGGGUGGGCAAUUUUUAAUGGGAAUAUAGAAGGGGACAGGCAGGGAGAGUGGACUUUUACUGAGGGAAGGGGGGAAUCAGUCAUAGAUUAUGUGGUGGGAAGUGUGGAGACCAAGGAAAUGGUGAAUAGAAUGGAGAUAAGAGAUUGUGUGGAUUCCGACCCCCUGGUGGUGUGGAUCGGAGGGAACGAGGGGAAUCAAUUCGAAAGAGGAGGGGGAAGUACCAGAAGAAGAUGGGUAUGGUUGGAGAAGGGAAUAGAAGAUUUUAGAGAGGCGUUAGGAGAGCUACCAGUAGGCGAUGGGGAGGUGGAGAGAGUGUGGGAGGAAAUGAAAGAACUGGUAUUGGAGAUUUUGAAGAGGGGCAAUAAAGAGAAAGGGGGGAUAGUUAGAAGAGGCUGGUGGGACGAGGAAUGUAGGAUAAAGAAAAAAGAGGUGAGAAGGGCAUUGAGGAGGUGGAGAGAAGGGGAAGGGGAUAGACAGUGGUACAAAAAGGAAAGGCUAGAGUAUAGAAAGCUGAUGGAGAGGAAGAAGAAGGAGGAGAAUGAGAAGUGGGAAAAAGAGUUGAGGGAGAUAAAAACGGAAAACCAGGUGUGGGAAAUGGUAGGUAAGACUAGGGGGAGAAAAAGAGUGAAUGAGGGGAUUAAAAUGGAGGAAUGGAAUAAAUAUUUCAGGGACUUGUUGGGGGGAGUAAAUGGGAGAGUAAGGAGAGGCGCGGAAAGGGGAAGGGGAGGAGACCAGGAGGAGGGGUUAACACGCGAAGAGAUAAAAAGAGUACUAUCGGGAAUGAAGGAUAAAAAAGCAGCAGGGGCGGAUGGGAUUCCGGCUGAAGUGUGGAAAUACGGGGGGGAGAAAAUGGAGCGAUGGGUUUAA
This is a messenger RNA of Solenopsis invicta (red fire ant), 1206 nucleotides long. RefSeq lists its product as uncharacterized. Lineage: Eukaryota; Metazoa; Arthropoda; Insecta; Hymenoptera; Formicidae. The transcript has a single exon. The record is from RefSeq and is a predicted model, not a curated record. The coding region runs from base 1 to 1206 and encodes 401 amino acids.